UACUCCCAACUUAACCAUCAAGAACACAUUGCGGGCGGGUGGGGAAAGAUGAAGAUUCACUCAACACCACUCCACAUUUUGGAGAAGCUGUGUCGUGCAGCUGAGAGGUUCCGGGAUUUACAGAAAGCAUACCUUUGCUGACAGGAAGUUAUUGAAAAUCUUCAUGCCUUCAGGGGAUGGUUUGGAAUCUCUCUCACCUUCCACCUCCUCCCAGACUCUCAGCGCCGCGUUUCAGUGACAGGAUUGGCUCAGAAUGCAAAACGGACUGAGAGAGUUUUAAAACAAGAACUGGACAGCUUUUGAUGUUGUUUUUUUUUGCACAAGCAGCAGGGAUUUAUAUCGAAGUUGAAUGUCGAGUGGGUUUGGUUUUAUGACCUCUCUCUUUCCCUGAGUCUCCUGUAAAGAGCUGGAAUUAGAUCCUAAUAAGAUGUCAUCCUCUAAUGAUUGUGGAGCCUCUUCAUGGGAACUGAAUGUUCAAGUGGAUCAGCCAAAUGAAGAUUUGCCAUUGGAGUUUAAUUUGAGAGUAACAGGGGACUUUCAUGUUGGAGGAGUCAUGCUAAAAUUAGUGGAACAAAUUCCAGUACCUCAGGACUGGUCAGACCAUGCUCUUUGGUGGGCGAAGAAAAAAUGCUGGCUUCUGAAGACACAUUGGACUCUGGACAAAUAUGGAAUCCAGGCUGACGCUAAAUUGUUGUACACUCCACAACAUAAAUCAUUAAAAUUGCAGCUACCCAAUAUGAAGACAGUGAGGUUAAAAGUUAGUUUCUCAUCUGUGGUCUUCAGGGCAGUUAUUGAUAUCUGCAAAACUCUGAAUAUUCGUAGGCCGGAGGAACUUUCCCUGUUGAAACCACGAGGGAACGUUUCAAAAAAGAGGAAAGAGAAGAACAGUAAGCAUGCUGUUGAUGAAGACAUUUUAGACUUGGACCAGGGGCCAGUUUCUCCAGGAUCAGUAGCAAGUCCUGGUCUAUACAGCAAGACGAUGACUCCCAUAUACGACCCUGUCAAUGGAACACCUGUCUCUUCUACAAUUACAUGGUUCAGUGAUAGUCCUCUCGCCGAACGGAACUGUAACAUUCUGGCUGUCAGCCGGCCAAUCCUUACACCAGAGGCACUGGCCAAAAUGUACAGGCCACAGAAUCAAGUGGACAAAGCAGAGCUGAAUGCUGGAUGGCUAGAUUCAUCACGUUCACUGAUGGAACAAGGCAUCCAGAAGGAAGAUAAGCUGCUGUUACGUUACAAGUACUACAGCUUCUUUGAUCUGAACCCAAAAUAUGAUGCAGUCCGGAUAAACCAGCUGUAUGAGCAAGCACGGUGGGCAAUUCUGCUGGAGGAAAUUGAUUGCACUGAGGAAGAAAUGUUAAUAUUUGCAGCACUGCAGUAUCAUAUAAGCAAGCUAUCACAAUUGUCGGAACCACAAGACUUCACUAAUGAGCAAGAUGAAGAUGAGGUGGAAGCUGCCCUUGCCAGUCUGGAGGUGACACUUGAAGGUGGAAAAAUUGACAAAAUUUUGGAGGACAUUACGGACAUCCCAAAAUUAGCAGAUUACCUAAACAUCUUCAGACCCAAAAAACUGACGCUGAAAGCCUACAAGCAAUACUACUUUAUUUUUAAAGAUACCUGCUUAUCAUACUUCAAGAAUAAGGAAGCAUCUCAAGGAGAACCAAUUGAAAAAUUAAACCUGAGAGGAUGUGAAGUUAUGCCAGAUGUGAACGUAGCAGGACAGAAAUUUGGGAUCAAGUUGCUAAUUCCUGUGGCUGAUGGCAUGAAUGAAGUAUACAUAAAAUGUCACAAUGAAACACAAUAUGCUAAAUGGAUGGCUGCUUGCAAACUGGCUUCAAAAGGGAAGACUAUGGCUGACAGCUCAUACCCCACAGAGGUGCAUGACAUUCAAUCUUUCUUGAAGAUGAAGAACGUGAAUUCUGUGCCUCAGGUGAUACAGGACUCAAAUGCCCUGGACGUGAAUCCAGAAUCAUUGGUGUCACGAAAAUACUUGAAAAAGUUAAAAACUAAACAGUUGACAACACGCAUCCUGGAAGCGCACCAAAAUGUUGCCCAGAUGACCCUGGUAGAAGCCAAGAUGCGGUUCAUCCAAGCCUGGCAGUUACUGCCAGACUUUGGAGUUUCUUAUUUUUUGGUCAGAUUCAGAGGAACCAAGAAAGAUGAACUGUUAGGUGUUUCCUACAACCGAUUAAUAAGAAUAGAUAUGGCCACGAGAGAUCCUAUCAUAACAUGGAGAUACAGCAACAUUAAACAAUGGAAGGUCAACUGGGAAAUCAGACAGGUUGAAAUUGAAUUUGAUCAAAGUGUGGCAAUAGCACUCACCUGUCUAAAUGCAGACUGCAAGAUUGUUCAUGAAUACAUUGGCGGCUAUAUUUUUCUGUCCACACGUUCCAAGGAUCAAAAUGAGACCCUGGAUGAAGAACUAUUCCAUAGACUUACAGGUGGUCAAGAGUAACGUAACAACAACAACAGAGAAUCUGAACCGUGGAGCAUCAUUAUCUUAGAUAGUUAUUGCUAACAGCCCAAAAGUAACUAUAAAACCA
This is a messenger RNA of Chiloscyllium plagiosum (whitespotted bambooshark), 2543 nucleotides long. RefSeq names its product FERM domain containing kindlin 1 (gene fermt1). Gene Ontology annotation, cellular component: focal adhesion. Gene Ontology annotation, biological process: integrin-mediated signaling pathway; cell-matrix adhesion. Lineage: Eukaryota; Metazoa; Chordata; Chondrichthyes; Orectolobiformes; Hemiscylliidae. The record is from RefSeq and is a predicted model, not a curated record. Gene Ontology annotation, molecular function: integrin binding.